AACAAUAUGCUCUGCUUGACACUUCUGCUACAAUACUUGAUACAAUGCAACCUGAAAUUUGAUUGGCUUACGGCAAAGUAUCAUCGCAAAAGUUUGAAAGAACACGGCACGUGGUUGGUCCAUCAUGUGAGAGCGAGUUUCAAGUGUAAGACUCUCGACUCUCGAGUACGUCUUGAUCUUGUCAUCUCUUCAUCGUUGGUUUUUGGCAGAAUUCCAGUUCAAACAGCCAGUACACUUGUUAGAAGACCGGUAAACAAAAUGGCGGCAACUGGAGGGUUGACAGAGGAACAGAAACGAAGGAUAGAUGAGAACAAAAGGAAAGCGUUGGAAAAACGGGCUCAAAGGGCAAAUCAACAAGGAACGGCUUUCUCACCCAAACCAGCAACAGCGAGCAACAAGUUGUGGCGACCAUCAUGCGUAACAUCAAAACCAGGCAACUUUGGACAAUCAUCAACAAGUGCAACAGCAAAUAGUGCUUGCAUCCAAUCUGGUGCAAUGAGUAUUCCAAAGAGCCCACCAGCAUAUCAACAGAAACAACCCCUACAACCCUACCAGGUGCAACAACCAGUGGCUGCCACAGGGGCAACUCAAAAGACAAUAACUCAGUUUUACAGCAAUAGCAGUAACAGUAGCAGACCAGGCGGUGUCUCCAAACAGUCACCACAAAGACAAAACAAUAACAUUCUGUGGAGCAAGGGUGGUGGUAGUGGUGCGAGUAGAGGUGGUGGUCGUGGUAGUGGUAGUACUCAGAGCUGGGGAUCAAACAAUGUGUUGAAACCAGGAGGUUCUUUAUCGAAUGGCGUAAGUAUCACAGGACACUGUAUCUUGGUUUCCAGAUCUCGAUUUGUGGCGGACGUGGGAUAUCAUGCCAAGCUGAUUGAGAUCUUCAAAUCUAUACCAAGUAAAAGUUAUGAUGUCAAUACAAAGAAGUGGUCCUUUUCAUUAAGCCACUACGAUGAACUCGUGAAGGCAGUUCAAGUAUUGAAGAGUGAAGUUGUACUGAAACCGCUACCCAACUCAGUAUGCUUGGCGUUCCGUAGCCAGCGGAGUGGAAAGCACACUACCCUAGAGGUACCUGAAGCUGACCUGAGCGGGGUCGAUACCAAGCUUGCACAAGGUCUAAUGCCGUUCCAGAAGAAAGGGGUUGACUUUGCAAUCCAUCGAGGCGGGAGAGCCCUGAUAGCAGAUGACAUGGGAUUGGGAAAGACAAUACAAGCCAUCUGUGUAGCAUGCUAUUACAGAACAGAAUGGCCCAUCCUGGUUGUUAGUCCUUCAUCAAUGCGCUUCUCAUGGGCAGAGUCAUUCUUGAAGUGGAUUCCAUCCCUGGAGGAGUAUGAGGUCAACGUGGUGACCUCCGGAAGGGAAAGUGUUUCCUGUGGGCUGGUCAACGUCAUCAGCUAUGACCUCAUGGCCAGGAAAACCAAAGCUUUGCAGGCUUCAGGUUUCAAGGUCAUCAUUAUGGAUGAGUCUCAUUUUCUGAAGAGCUACAAGACAGCAAGAACCAAGGCAGCACUACCUUUGUUAAAGGCAGCCUCCAGAGUGAUUCUUCUCUCUGGUACACCAGCCCUCUCAAGACCUUCAGAACUCUUCCAGCAGAUCAGCGUCGUCAACCCAAGACUCUUCCCGUCGUUCCAUGAUUUCUCUCUUCGAUACUGCGACGCCAAACAGACUCAAUUUGGAUGGGACUACUCUGGCUCAUCAAACCUGAAUGAGCUUCAUCUACUCCUAGAAGAGAAAGUGAUGAUCAGGAGACUCAAGAAAGAUGUCCUUGGACAAUUACCAUCCAAAGUUAGACAAGUGGUUAUAAUGGAUCCGAGCUCUGUAAAGACAGGUAACCAGUCACUCAAAUGUGCGGCAAAGGAUAUGGAGAAGAAGAAAUCUGAUACACAGGGAACAUUACUCAAGUAUUUCAGUGAAACAGGACUGGCCAAGAUACCUGCAUUGAAGGAGUAUGUGAUUGACUUGGCAGAGUGCGGACAUAAGUUCCUUGUCUUUGCUCAUCAUCAGAAGGUCAUGGAUGCGCUGGCUGAAGCACUUCUCAAAAAGAAAAUCAAGAUCAUCCGGAUAGAUGGCAACACUUCAUCUUACAUGCGUAAUGAGCUGGUAGAGAAGUUCCAGACCAAUGAUUCCUACCAGGUAGCAGUCCUCUCCAUCACGGCUUGUAACGCAGGGAUCACCCUCACUGCAGCAUCCACUGUUCUCUUCGCGGAACUCUUCUGGAAUCCCGGAAUCUUGGUUCAGGCCGAAGACCGAGUCCAUCGUAUCGGUCAGCAAGAAUCAGUGACCGUUCGUUACCUCAUUGCCAAGCAGACUGCAGAUGACUACAUAUGGCCUCUGAUUCAGAAGAAACUGUCCAUCCUGAGCAAAGCUGGUCUGUCCAAAGAUGACUUUGGGGAGGCCGAUACCACAGAAUUAAAGGAUCCUAAGCAGAAGAGCAUCCUGUCAUUCUUUGAGCAAUCUUUCUUUGAAGAAGAUGACCAGUUCUCCCAGGAGGACAUGGACAUGCUGGAGGCAGCCGAGGCCGCAACAGGUGGCAGCAACACAGACAGCAACAACUCCGAGCAACACAGCUGCAACACGCAGGAGCUCAUGAGCCAAGAUGCAUGCGGUCUAUCGAAGACCAACACGGGACUGUUCAGCUCAUUUUACUUUGAGAAGAGCCCAAUGGCUACACCUAAGAUUAAGAAACCCAGGAUGAACUAAAGUGAAUUUCAAGGGGGGUGUUUCACAAAGAUCCUAAGUUGGACUUAACAAUUAUGGAAAGCCUUUAGCAUCUAAGAAAAUAUUUGUAAACGUUAUUUU
Molecule: messenger RNA, 2802 nt
Organism: Strongylocentrotus purpuratus (purple sea urchin)
Lineage: Eukaryota; Metazoa; Echinodermata; Echinoidea; Camarodonta; Strongylocentrotidae
Gene: smarcal1
Product: SWI/SNF-related matrix-associated actin-dependent regulator of chromatin subfamily A-like protein 1
Exons: 15
Coding region: 7-2703 (898 amino acids)
Biological process (GO): replication fork processing; DNA repair
Cellular component (GO): nuclear replication fork
Molecular function (GO): ATP binding; ATP-dependent chromatin remodeler activity
Source: RefSeq, a predicted model, not a curated record